Messenger RNA from Dentiscutata heterogama, 349 nucleotides. The record is from the annotation of a GenBank genome assembly. NCBI's taxonomy places the organism in Eukaryota, Fungi, Glomeromycota, Glomeromycetes, Diversisporales, Gigasporaceae.
GCUUUUUCUGGCUAUCUUUCUUGUGAAAGCUUAGCUGAUUACUGUCAGCUUGGUGAAGAUCAGCGAAUUAAUAAUACUGCAAUGCUGAUUCCUUUUUCGUUAUAUGAAUCAAAUUUAGAUGAGUGUGAUGAUUAUGAAGGCUCAACUGUAAUCGAGAAACAUCAGGAAGGUUUAACUAAAAUUAAGGAUUAUCAAGAAAGCCCAAUCGUUAUUGAAAAGUAUCAGGAAGUUUUAACCGUAAUUCCAGAAGUAACGGAGGUCUCGAAAGUAAUUGAAGCGAACCUGAAAGUAUCUAAAGACCCAAAAUUAGCUGAAGAGGACACAAAAGUAGUUAAAAAUUAUCAAGAAG